Anopheles marshallii is the source of this 1020-nucleotide messenger RNA. RefSeq names its product myeloid leukemia factor (gene Mlf). Lineage: Eukaryota; Metazoa; Arthropoda; Insecta; Diptera; Culicidae. Gene Ontology annotation, biological process: regulation of DNA-templated transcription. The transcript has 4 exons. The record is from RefSeq and is a predicted model, not a curated record. Gene Ontology annotation, cellular component: cytoplasm; nucleus. The coding region runs from base 1 to 1020 and encodes 339 amino acids.
AUGUUCGGCAUGAUGAACGAUUUGGAGGAAGAUCCUAUUUUUGGCCAUCAUAUGCGCUCGAUGCGCCAGAUGAGCAGCAUGUUGAACUCACUGUUUUCCGAUCCUUUCGGAAUGAUGGGCGGUGGUGGGAUGGAAGCCAUUACCGCUGGUCCCGCAUUCGGUAUGCGGCACAAUGCAAUUAUGCCGUUCAUGCCACCAACCAUGAACCGGUUGUUGAAUGUAGGCGGCCCGGCCGAUGGCGCUUCCUUCUGCAGCAGCAGCGUUAUCUCCAUGACAUCCGGACCGAAUGGGCCACAAGUAUAUCAAGCAACGUCAAGCACACGCACCGGACCGGGUGGCAUAAAGGAGACACGCAAAACCGUGCAAGAUAGCCGCACCGGAACAAAGAAGAUGGCAAUCGGGCAUCACAUUGGCGAUCGGGCGCACAUUAUUGAACGGGAGCAGAACAUCUCCACGGGUUUGCAGGAAGAGCGCCAGGACUUUAUCAAUCUUGAUGACGAGGAGGCGGAAGAUUUCGAUCGCGAGUUCCAGACGAAGGCUCGCACCGUGAUGCACAUGCCGGGUGGACGUCGUUCGGAACAGCUGGCUCUACCAUCGACCCAACCAACUCAAUCGCAGCGCAUACUGUCGAUUACCGAGGUACCGGAAAAUGGUUGCGAAUCGUGCGGUAAUCCCAGCGAUACCCCAAUCUGUACUGCUUGCACCAAUAGCCAGGACCGAAGCAACCAGGACAAUCUCGAACAACAUCAGCAGCAGCAGCAGCAACAACAGCAUUCGGUGACAAAAGCGGCACGGAACAAUCGACACAGCGGCCAGUAUGUUAUUAACGGUGGCCCAAUAACAUCACGACGAUCGAUCCGAUCGCCGGCCUCGUCACCGCUGAGCAUGUCCGCAUCACCGGUCAGUGGUGCGAAUCAUCACAUUACUACAAGCGUGCAUCCCCAUCCGUACAAUACGUCUGGCAGGAAAUCUCGACCACUGAAGGGUCCUUCAUCCCACCACCCACACCAGUACCAGUAA